AUGCUGACACGAACAUUUUGGUGGGCCAAAUGGCAGAAGUUUGUUGCUAUUCACGGCGUGGAGGUGCAGGCGCUGACGAUGAAUUCAUUCUCGUCCAACGGAUUGUUCCGGUGCCGCAAGAGAAGCAAUUAUGACGCUCUGUCUUACAAUGAGCUUGACAUGGUCAACGACCUUGGUGACGACAGUGCCAUGAGCAACAUCAACGGUAUGUACAGGGCAACGUACCGAGUUCAGCCGCAUGACACAUCGAGGGCGGUGGUCGUGAAGAAGCUGCAGAACGAGAGUGGAACCGUGGACGCCAGUCUUGACGACCGAUGCCAGAAAGAGGUGAACUUGCUGGGCAGCAUUUGCCACGGCAACAUCAUCAGUCUUGCAGAUUGCAUUCGAAGGGACGACUCCAUCCUGCUCGUGUAUGCCCACGGGGAGAACGGCAGCCUCCACCAGUGGCUGCACCCCGUGGCCGAGGGGGGCCGGCAGCGCCCCCCGCUGGACUGGCCGACGAGGCGGGCCAUCGCCGUAGGCAUCGCCCGAGCGGUCUGCUACCUGCACCACGGACGCAACAACACCGUCGUGCAUCACAACAUCAACUCCACCAACAUCUUGCUAGACAGUGAUCGCAACCCCAAGCUCGCGGGUUUUGAUCUUGCACGGAUCAGCCUUGCCGGGCCUGACCAACCAGUGCCGGUUUCGGAGCUCACCGCCGGCAACAUAUUCGGGUACACGGCUCCAGAAUAUGCGACCGUGGUGACCGCGAAGGUCGACGUGUAUAGCAUCGGCGUGCUGCUACUUGAGCUCGUCACCGGGCGGGUGGCCAACGAAGCGGGUGUGGACGGCCACUUGGCAACCUGGGCAUGGAGACAUUGCAACCGCCUGAUGGAGAACGCUGGAUAUUUCAGCGACGUCGUUGACAUGGGUAUCCCGAAUCGAGUGCGGUACCACAAGGAAAUGGCGGCCAUGUUCAGGCUGGGCGUGGAUUGCACGGCCAAGGACCCGCGGGAGAGGCCAGCCAUGCCCAAGGUCCUCUGCCGCCUCCGCAAUCGUGGCCGCUGA
Molecule: messenger RNA, 1050 nt
Organism: Triticum dicoccoides
Lineage: Eukaryota; Viridiplantae; Streptophyta; Magnoliopsida; Poales; Poaceae
Product: LRR receptor-like serine/threonine-protein kinase HSL2
Exons: 2
Coding region: 1-1050 (349 amino acids)
Biological process (GO): protein phosphorylation
Cellular component (GO): plasma membrane
Molecular function (GO): protein kinase activity; ATP binding
Source: RefSeq, a predicted model, not a curated record